UUUGAAAACAGGAAAUGCGCAGUCAUUGGCUAGCAGUCCAGUGCAGACGUCACACAUCAGCCAAUCACAAGCUUCUGCACCCUGACGCCAUCCUGAGAUGCUUUAAAAGCAGCUGUGUUGGACACACUGUUACACUUGUAUUCUGAAGUGAUUAGACUGCAGCGAUGGCAAGAACCAAGCAGACCGCUCGUAAAUCCACCGGUGGUAAAGCCCCGAGGAAGCAGCUCGCUACUAAAGCCGCCCGGAAGAGCGCCCCAGCCACCGGCGGCGUCAAGAAGCCCCACCGUUACAGGCCCGGGACCGUGGCUCUCCGAGAGAUCCGUCGCUAUCAGAAGUCCACCGAGCUGCUGAUCCGCAAACUGCCUUUCCAGCGUCUGGUGCGAGAGAUCGCUCAGGAUUUCAAGACGGACCUGCGCUUCCAGAGCUCCGCUGUCAUGGCCCUGCAGGAGUCCAGCGAGGCUUAUCUGGUCGGUCUGUUCGAGGACACCAACCUGUGCGCCAUCCACGCCAAGAGAGUCACCAUCAUGCCCAAAGACAUCCAGCUGGCCCGCCGCAUCCGCGGAGAGCGCGCUUAAACCCGCCGCUGCAUCAGCCGCGUCACACCCCAAAGGCUCUUUUAAGAGCCAC
Messenger RNA from Carassius carassius (crucian carp), 627 nucleotides. RefSeq names its product histone H3-like. Bases 165 to 575 code for a protein of 136 amino acids. Gene Ontology annotation, molecular function: structural constituent of chromatin; DNA binding; protein heterodimerization activity. Gene Ontology annotation, cellular component: nucleosome. The record is from RefSeq and is a predicted model, not a curated record. The transcript has a single exon. NCBI's taxonomy places the organism in Eukaryota, Metazoa, Chordata, Actinopteri, Cypriniformes, Cyprinidae.